Colius striatus (speckled mousebird) is the source of this 1856-nucleotide messenger RNA. RefSeq names its product coiled-coil domain containing 138 (gene CCDC138). The transcript is spliced from 12 exons. The record is from RefSeq and is a predicted model, not a curated record. Bases 42 to 1712 code for a protein of 556 amino acids. Lineage: Eukaryota; Metazoa; Chordata; Aves; Coliiformes; Coliidae.
UCUAGAAAUAGAAGAAAAGAGCUUUAAUUGCUCUGAAACUGAUGAAAUUAAAAAUACAGCUCUAUUUGUGGAAACAGGUUUUUUUCCUUUCCAUAGACAGCACUUUACCAUCCUGUUUGCCUGCAAAUACACAAGAAAAUAGUGACCGAGAUAUUACCAAUGGUUUGAUAAAGAAAAUUCUGAGCAGAACUGAAGCUCAAGCAUGCAAUAGUCGAGAUGUAAUACCACCCCACAUCAGUCAGAUUUGUGAUGAAUUAUUUGUCAUACAUGAGAAACUCCAGAGAGAAAGUUCAGCACAGCGGGAGUAUGCUCUGCAGCUCCAGGAACAAGAGUGUUUUCUAACAGAGCGAGAAGCAUUGCUCUUCAGACAUGAGGCAGUGUUGGCUAAAAUAAGAGGUGUUGAAGAAGAAGUUCACACAAAAUUUGGAAUUAUAAAAGAGCAACACGAGGCAGAAGUUAAACAGCUGACAGAAGCCUUGAGAGAAAUAACUAAAGAAAAUAGGAGGCUGAAGUCAUCAUUUGACACGUUGAAGGAAAUGAAUGACUCUUUAAGAAAACAGUUAAGUGAUGUAACUGAGCUGAACAAGAAGUUGGAAGGUCAAGCAAGAAAAGUACAAGCUCGUUUAGAGAAUCUACAAAGGAAGCAUGAAUUUUUAAUGGUACAGAAGUCUAAGAAUAUAUGUCAAGUGGUGCAAAAAAGUAAACCUGUCAAGCAGGAAAAAGGGAUGGGAACAUCAAAAACUACUAAGCUACCUUUGAGUUCACAAGUUUAUGAGCUUUUAACUUUUCUUAUGGAUUGGAUCUCAGACCAGCACCUUAGCAAAAUAAAAAUACAAGAAGAAAGAGAGGAUAAUCAUAAACUUAGAGUUACCCAGACCUCCAAGAAAACCUGCACUCAGGAAAAGUGUAUGAAGCUUUUGCCUAUAGCUGCUGAGCAACUCCAGUGGAUGCCAUUUGUGAAUCCUAAACUACACGUGCCUGUGAUUAAAUUUAUUUACUGGUCUAUAAGACAGUUAGACACUGGUGUUCAGCAUGCAAUACUGGCAUCAACAAUGAGGAGACUUGGCGAAGAUAUUUUCAAAGGCAUAGUAAGCAAAAGAAACCCACAUAGUUCUUCUGAAGAGUUUGCAGAGGGUAAAUCAAAAUCAGCAGCUUUCUUUAAGAGUUCCUGUUUGCCUUUGAGGUUUCUGUCAACUUUAGUUGUACUUAAAACAGUGACACAAGUGGAUUACCUGGCUCAGGCUUUUGAUUCACUUCACGUAGACUUGAAGACAGAUGAAGGGAAGGCCUUAUUUUUGGAAUACCAAUGUGUGCCUGUCAUAUUAAGUCACUUAAAAAUAUCUAGUAGAGUUCUGCUUUCCAGUGCUCUUGAUGGAUUACUUCAGAUGACCAUGGAAUCUGGUUCCUUACAGCCUUUCCUGGAAGCCUGCAGUAAUGAAUCCUUCUUCCAUACUUGCUCUGCAUUGCUUCGAAGUCCUAAGCUAGAUGUUCAGAUUUUGGAAAAGCUCAGUGUUCUACUGCAAAAACUCUCCAGAAUAAAAAGCAAUAAGAAGAUGUUUGAAUUGUUUGCUCUUCACCAAACGAUCCAAGAACUUCAUAGGACUACAAAUCCAGAUCAUGCUUUCCUCUGUAUAAAUCUCAAUUCAAUUCUGUUGAAUUUGGGAUUGCUGAGGAAUAACUCCCUUACCUCUAGUCUAAGCACAAGUCACUAGCACUAUCUUUCAGUGUAAUUAUUGUUCUGUAUAAUCUAGACUAACUGCCUCUGUUACUUGAAACUUAAUUAUUUUCUAUACUGUUUUAUAGAAGUAAAUGAGACUGAACUCCCAGUACUGUAUGGGCUACUCUGUAUCAUGUUG